AUGUCUUGGUUUUUUCAAUCCAAAAUCGCCAAGUCACAUUUUUACGUCUGGUAUCUUGGGUCAAAGGAAGCCGAUGGCGUUCGUGGAUCCGCGGUAAUUUUUUUCCUUCUUAAGUCCUAGAAUAAUGCUUCAAAACGAGUGGUCAUCAAAAAACAGUUCAGGUGGUCCUGCCAGCCAUGCGGCAACUGCUCAAGGAGAGCUUCAAAAAAACGCCAAGUAAAGCGACUGUUCAGGUUUCUUUCUUUUUCUUUUUUUUCUCAAAUUUCAUGAAAUAAUGUUCUAAAAAAGUUGAAGUGUAAGUUGUAAAACAAGGAAACCCUAAAAUGACUACUUAAGGGAAAUUUUCAUGCAUUCUGGUUUUUUUAAGGACAUAAACACAAGAAAAUACACAUUUCGGAACUUUCUAAAAGAAAACCUUUUUGAAAUUUGUACAUGCUCCUUUGAAAUUCUCAGAUAGGGCUUUUGGAAAAAAAUAUACGGUUUUGAUAAGGGCAUGGUUCAUUAAACCUCAGCUCAUAUAUACAUAUAUGAAACGCUUAAAGAUUGUUUUUACGAAUUUUUACUUUUUUUCAGGGUUUUCAUCAAUUUUAUAAUUGUCAUGACCAUUUUUCUGCUUUUUUAGUCUAUUUCUCAAAAACAUCAAAAUUUCAACCACUUCAUUAUCUAUUUCAGAUCUCUUCAAAAGGCCUCAAGUUGAUCCAAUCCGUACCGGCCAUGUCAAGAAGCGGCAAAGUCAAAAUGCAGCUGGUAAAGUUCCAAAUCGCCGCCAACUGUAUCACUUACAGGUUUCCACUAAAGGAUUUUCAUUCUUUUACAUUAUAUAAAAAUCAAUUUUUUUAAUUUUGAACACUUCUGAAUUAAAGAAAGAGCGCGCGGCUUACUUUUCCCAGUGGAACGCCACUUUUUUGGUCAUAACUUUUUUCUUAGUGUGAACCUUUUUUUGAAAACUAACGGAUUAAGAAUAUGGACAAUCUCCUCUACACGGCGUUUUUGUUAGUGGAAGAAAAUGCGAAACCAAAAACAAGUUGGGCGGAGCCAAAAUAUCCGCCGUUCCCACGUGACGUCAUGAGAACGGCAGAGAUUCCGACUCUAAAUAACAGGGUAUAUUAAAGGCACAGGCCGUCCUAUUGUCAGAGGUUUUUAAGACGAAUCGAAACUUCUCUACAUAAUAGCAAUUUUCUGCGCGAAAGCGGCGCAGUGCAUGCACACGACGCACUACACUUUACGGAGAAAAAGUGGGCGUGGCGUCGUCAAAAAAGCGCCGUGUCUAUCGAACAGUCAAAAAACAUACUAUUUGAAUUAUUUCGAAAAAACGGCUUGCGGUCCAUAUCUUCUGCAUAAUAGCAUUUUUCUUCAAAAUUAAAGUCUCUAAUAUUUUUUGAACCCGAAAAUCUUUUCGAAACUUUCACUUGAAUUACUUUCAUGAAACAUUCUCAAUAAAAUAUUUUUUCCCGCCGCAAAUUUAGACCACUCUUUCUUUUUUCGAUACUCCAUUUCAUUAACGUCAAAAACACUGAAUUUCUCAACUUACUACUAUUUAUCCCAGAUCUCUUAUUCCGUCCUUAAAUUUGACCUGCCUUUUUUGAUAAACCAGUUCUUUUUUCUAAGAUUCGCCCCCGCCCUCUUCAGAUUUUUUUCCGAUCAAAUGAUUUCACUAGAACUUCAUUUGGCUAUUUUGAUCAAAACUGAAAGAAAAAAAUUUGAACAAAAAUGAAAUUUCACGUGAAAUGCUUCUGUAAAAGUGGAUUGAAUAAGUUUCAACAUGGAGUUAAUAAAUCUGGAAAGCGAAAAUUUCUCGAUUUUUCGGCGGUUAUUAUUUUAAAUUAAAGUCAGAACUUGAAGGAAAACCCAGGGUUUCAGAACAUUUUCUCUUCAUUAUUGUUCAUUGAAAUUUUUCAAUUCAAUCAAAAUCGAAGCUAUAGCCUGUGAACCACGACUUGAAAUUUCACGGAACGACACUCCGCUGUUCCGAUGCGUGCGUUCGCAAAGCGUCUUUCGAGUCUAGGUCACGCUUUCAAUUGAUUGUUAUUGCUGUGAGAGCACAUGAAAGUAAAGUACUUUAAUAAAAGAAAAAAAUUAAAAGCGCGACCAAAGUUCGCAAAGGCGCGCAGUGUCACAGCGGAAUGUCGUUUGCUGAAAAUCCAAGUCGUAGCACACAGGCGAUACACAAAAAUGGUCCCCCCGAUUUCGCCACUUUUUUGCUUAUAUAGACGAUUCACGGCUAGCUUGGGACGCAAAAAGGCGUGGCCUGUCUGCACUCUCCACCAACCAGGGCACUGUCUUGUCUCUUUUCGUGGCAGGACCCUUUUCUCGAUGGCUCAAGCCAGCCGUGAAUCAGCUAUAAGUUAUAACUUUUUCCAUUUAUCAUAUUUUUCUUUUCUGUUUUCGCAGUUAGCUUUCAAUUGCCAUCAGCUUCCUUUUCAUAUAGCUUUAAACUUUAUAUAACUGACUAUGAAAAUUGUCCUGCGGCCCCUACUUAAAUCUACUUUUCCUCAUGAGGAACAGCUAGAAAUUUUCCAUUUACAGCAUCACGGGGAAAGCGCCAUUCGACGACGUCGUCGGAGUGGUCAUGUUAGUGCUGAAUCCAGAGAUGCAGUCUCCGAUGCACGUUCAUUGCUACCGCUGUGACAGUGCCGAGACCGCCCAGAUAAUGCACGCUAAUCUACAGGUUUGGUCAAGAAAAGGGGAUCGAAAAUGAAGUUAGAAGCAAUAGUUUAGUGAUCACGACUUUUCUGACCUGUCUGUGAUCUCUUAUCCCUCACCAGAAAGAUCAUAAAACAUGGAAAAAGCAAGUGAACAGGAGAGAGUGCAUUUCUUCAAGUAGUGGUGGAAUUGUUGGACUUAUGACGUCACUAAUUUUAAAAAAACCGACUGGUUCAAUUUCAACAUAGAUAACGUCAUUAAAAAAACAAUAUCAAGCUUGAAAAUGCUCAAGGGAUCCCUAGAGUGAUUUCUCCAACAAAAUCGGAACUUACAGUUAUUGCUGUCCCGUCCCGACGUUCAACGAUCGAUAAUGGACCUUGAACAUCGACUUUUCCUCUCCGGCUUGUUGGUCCCCAGGAGGUGAGCCUUAAGUGUUCCCUUGAAUGAUUUUAUUGCAAUUUCACCUGUACUAAUCAGGUAAAAACUAAAGUCGAAACUCGAAAAACCUCAUUUCGAAACUCGGAAAGUAUCCCAAAAUACUUUUCAAUCAAACAUUUUAACCACCGAUACUUAUAAGCUUGUAGUUUAAACCAAUAAUAAUAGUUUUGUUUUAGAAAUCAUAGAAAUAGAAUAGGAUGGAACUAAAAAAAUUGACCUUCGAAUCUUCAAAGUUUUAAAAAAUUGCUUAGAAGUAAAAUUUUAAUAUUCCAUGUUUUCCUGAACACCUACUGAAUGAAAAAUCAGAGUGUGAUAGAGAAAAAAAUUCUUUAUAUUUUCUUUUUUUACGGUUUUAUCCUUUUUCGAGAAGAUAAAGGCAAAAGAAGAGAAUGAACCCUGAAGAGAGGCCAGAGAGAAAAAUUUUCUCAUUUUCUCUGCCGUCUCUUCAGGCUUCGCUCAUCUCUUCGUCUCGGCUCUUUUAAGCUUAUUCAAAAAAAUCAUAUAUUUUUUUAAAAAGUAAAAGGGCAAGUCAAACCACUGAAUUAAAAGCUUUCUACUUGAGUAACCUAAAAAAAGCUAUCCUAAAGUCUCAGAAAUUGAACAAACCCAGGAUUUUAAGACCCAUCCAAGUCCUCUAGAGUCACCACUUCGAUUAGAAUGACAACUAAAGUGAAUAUUUCAAAAUUGAUUUGUGAUAACCCUCAACCAACUCCAGGCUCCGUCAGAAAAAAAACCCUCAAGUGACCACUUCCAGCGCCACCAACAACAACGUCAGACCGCAAAGGUCAGCUUCGACGUCCCGCGGAAGUCGAGGAACUUCAUCGAUCGACGAGAGAGCAUCGCCAUUAGAGAGGAUCGAGAGAAACAGAAGAGAAGAUAGUGAUGUCGACCAGAAGCCACGCCCCCACGCCAACAUCUCCAGAAGGGUCGUCGACGAGCUCAAGAACAAGCUGGUCGGCGAGUCGGGCGGAAGAAGCAGUCGGGAGGUUCGUUGCUCAUGUUAGCUGAGAAUUUCAACGGAUUGCAGAGGUACGAGAGUGACACGCGAGCUUCGCUGUCGGAGCUGCCAAUCGAGGGAGACUCGGCGAGGUACCGAAUGUUCGGAGACACGAUUAUGAGGGAGCCAAAGUCCAAAUCGCGCAGUUUGGACAAUUUGGCUGAUCCGCUGGUUUCUACGUGGGUUUUUUGGACUUUAAUUGAUUAUAUGACAAACUAGAAGAAACGGUCAAGAUCUUCAAUGACGCUAGAACAGCUAUUUGGAAUUUAAUCCAAGAUUUUGAAGGUCUCCAACACUGUAGAAGCUCAAAAAAAAAGACAUCUUGAGCUUCCAAUAUUUCUUCCUUUUUGAAUAACCUCUCCGAACCUACAAAAAAAGGGACAGGAAACUUGUGAUUUUUGAAAAUUACUCAGCUCUCAUCGAAACCCUCAAAGGAUCACUCACAUCUUUCCCGUUACUCUGAGAAGUCUUUGCUCUAGAUUUCAGCUCUUCUAGUUCUCAAAACCGUAACCAAAUCGCUUUUUCUUCAGAUUACGGUAUUACAGUAACUUUCUUAUAUGGAACUAACCCCAAAAAUUAGCUCAUCUUUCCAUUGAUUUAUUUCUAGUUGUAUUUACGGAACCUUCAAACUUUUCAAGUCGUCUCGAACCACGUGGUCCCUCACAAAAUCGCCUGAUUUUGGGAAUAUUCAAAAAAUGAUAGAAAAUUAUGCGAAAACUUCUCACUUUUUCAUUUUCAAAAGCAGGAGAAACCACAGUAUACUGAGCUUUUUUUUCGCAUUCGCUUCGAGACCUUUUAUUUAAAGACAUACGGUAUCUUUAACAGGUAUAAAGUUACAAGCUGACGCGGAAUAGGCUAUAACUCUCCAAAUUUAUUAUAUUACAGUAACCUUCGUGUCAUUCAAAUUUUCAACAAAACUUUAUUCAAACUCCAUUUCUAGAUUAAUUUUUUUUUUCUCAAAACCCUUAAGAGAUCACUCACAAUUUUCUCAUUUUUCUUUUGAUGAACAACAAUAGAUGAUCCAGCUCUUCAACUUCUCAAAACCAUGACCUAAUCGCUCUUUUUACUAAUUACGGUAUUACAGUAACCUUCGUGUCAUUCUAAUUUUCAACAAUUUUUUUCAAUAUUUAUUUAUAGCUGUAUUUUUUUUCUUAAAACCCACUAAGUGCUCCUCAACUUCUCAAAACCCUGACCAAAUCGCUUUUUUUUUUACGGAUUACGGUAUUACAGUAACCUCCGAGGCGGUGUGGACAUCCCGUCCCCACGACGGUUCCCUCGUUCCGACCUAACCGAUCCCUUUGGACAAUCCUACGAAAGGAUGAACUCUUUGGAAGGCUUCUGGAAGCAGAAAAUCCGACGAUCCAACAGCAUUCGGCUCGAUUUUUAA
Caenorhabditis auriculariae is the source of this 5465-nucleotide messenger RNA. The record is from the annotation of a GenBank genome assembly. Lineage: Eukaryota; Metazoa; Nematoda; Chromadorea; Rhabditida; Rhabditidae.